Molecule: messenger RNA, 270 nt
Organism: Micromonas pusilla CCMP1545
Lineage: Eukaryota; Viridiplantae; Chlorophyta; Mamiellophyceae; Mamiellales; Mamiellaceae
Exons: 2
Coding region: 1-270 (89 amino acids)
Biological process (GO): translation
Cellular component (GO): ribosome
Molecular function (GO): structural constituent of ribosome
Source: RefSeq, a predicted model, not a curated record
AUGGCGCAGACGGACAAGCAGCCGGAGUUUUUCCCCGAGGCGAAGGUGUUCUGCAACGGCGAGGAGGUGAUGACGGUGGGGGGUACUCAGGCGGAGUACGUCGUGGACAUCUGGAGCGGGAACCACCCGUUUUUCCUCGGAAAGUCCACGGCUAUCAUGACCAACGCGGGGCAGGUGUCUCGGUUCGGCGACAAGUACGGCGACCUCGGGGCGAUGUCCGAGGUGGAGACGAUCGACACCCCGUCGAAGAAGGACGAGAAGAAGAAGUGA